ACGGGCCUGCCUCGGGCUCAGGCGCGGCGGGCGCGCGCUGCGGCGGGUGUGCGAUCGCGGGCUGUUGUGCUCCCGGUUGUGCUCGGUCCCUCCUCGGCGGGUGGCGGAGGCCCCAAGCGGUGCGGGGCGCGUCCCUUCCUUCCCUGCUCGUCCUGCCCAGCUCCUCUCGUGCUGCGUGGUCUCUCGGACGCCAGACCGGCCCGGCCCGGAUAUGGCUCGUGGACAGCAGAAGAUUCAGUCUCAGCAGAAGAAUGCCAAAAAGCAGGCUGGACAAAAGAAGAAACAAGGGCAUGACCAAAAGGCUGCUGCUAAAGCUGCCUUGAUAUACACCUGCACAGUCUGUAGGACACAAAUGCCAGACCCCAAGACCUUCAAGCAGCACUUUGAGAGCAAACACCCCAAGACUCCACUUCCUCCAGAACUGGCUGAUGUUCAGGCGUAAAGUUUACAGGUGAAUUCAUGACACCGUUGACUCUUCUACUGUCUCAGACCUUAGGUAACAAACCUGCAGCUGCUUUUUAAACAAACUGUUGAUCAGCAAAAUAAAGGGGCUACAGAAACA
Peromyscus eremicus (cactus mouse) is the source of this 562-nucleotide messenger RNA. RefSeq names its product zinc finger protein 706 (gene Znf706). NCBI's taxonomy places the organism in Eukaryota, Metazoa, Chordata, Mammalia, Rodentia, Cricetidae. The coding region runs from base 212 to 442 and encodes 76 amino acids. The transcript is spliced from 4 exons. The record is from RefSeq and is a predicted model, not a curated record.